This is a messenger RNA of Aspergillus ruber CBS 135680, 1295 nucleotides long. Its product is annotated as CBD9-like protein. Bases 237 to 1007 code for a protein of 256 amino acids. Lineage: Eukaryota; Fungi; Ascomycota; Eurotiomycetes; Eurotiales; Aspergillaceae. The record is from RefSeq and is a predicted model, not a curated record. The transcript has 3 exons.
CACUUGGUAACUCUAACCACUCAAAUGAACGCUAUUAUGCUCUUGCUAUGCUGCAAAAUGCUUGUGAAACACGACUGCCCCUUGCAUCCAAUGAAAGGGAACUGAAUUGUAACCGGUUCAUGGCUGGAAUGCUGACACGUCCAGUAUGGCGAUUCAAUUCCCUUAUAAUCCCCAGUUGGACGCCUCGGUGCUUCAAAGGCAUCUGAGUGUUUCUCGAUAACUCAUUCUUGCUCAUCAUGGCGCUGCUGAAUCGCACCUUUGCUGCCCUAGUGGCAGCCUGUACAUUACUGUCCGGCAGUUUUGCCCAGGAUCCUCUGCCAACAACUUAUAAGGAACCGAAAACCGGAAUCAGUUUCGAUACAUGGAACGUGCCGGGCAGGUCUGGGACCGCCGGGCUGACCUUUGGCAUGGCUCUCCCAAGUACGGCGCUGGAGGAUGAUGCCACAGAGUUUAUUGGAUAUCUCCAUUGUGCUGCAAAAAAUGCCACGACAGCCCGCGGCUGGUGCGGCAUCUCGUUGGGCGGUUCUAUGGUGGAUAGUCCUUUACUUAUUGCAUACCCGGAUCGCGGCCACGUUAAAACCUCCCUACGCUUUACCUCUGGAUAUAAAAUGCCUGGAGUCUACACCGGCAACGCCACAGUCACACAGAUCUCGUCUGCUGUCAAUGCAACGGGUUUCUCAUUGACCUUCCACUGCCAGGACUGUCUGCACUGGUCACAGAACGGCACGACGGGGAGCGCGUCUACAAGUGGUAGUAUGUUGGAUUUCGGUUAUGCGCAGUCUAUCAAACCGCCGGUCAACCCGUCUUGCCCGGAUGGAAUAAGGCUGGCGCGGCACGACUCGCAGGGUACCUGGACCGCGUUGCUGGAAAAUGCCGCAAGCGAGUCCUACGAUAAAUGGCGCGCUCUGGCUAACCAUACUGUUCCUAGCAACUGCACCAGCGCAAGGGGCCGCAACUCCAGUGUCACGUCUCCCAGUCGGCUAUUCGGCAGUCGACUAUUCGGGUAGGUUCUGUCACAAGAGAAUUUUGGAGCACAGAUGGCAUAUGUAUCUUUAUCUUUGCUCAUGUAAUCCAAGUACUUGCGAUUUCGCCUCCUCUAGUCACGAAAGUCUUGGCUUAUAGUUGUGGUAUAGCUAAAAGGUAUCAUAGUAUCCAAUCCGGGCUACACAAGUUAUGCUUUUAUGAAUCAAAUAAAUUGCUAGAAUGUACGCGUCUAUGAACAGUGGCCCAAUAGCUAUAUUCACCCGACUUGUGACGAACAAACUCAGUAGUUGGCGUUGAAAAAGUAAACACCG